GGUGCGCCUGAACAUCUGUGCGUAAUUUGCGUGCGGCGAGAAUCACGUGUGUCCACCAUGUGAAUGCGUGAUGUUUGGCGAGAGAUAGAAAUGCGCGUGUACGGCGAGGUGGCACGCGUUCACUCAGACACCGCGCGCACCAACAAGCUGCUGUGGUGAGGAGCAGAUCCCCGGGAGCGGAGGGACGGCUCGGUUCUCUGCAAUAACACCGGAGGAGCUGCAGGAGGAGGCUGUGAGGGAGGACCUCGGGUCGAUGGAGGAAACGCGUGAGUCGCAGAUGUGAAGCGACAACAGCCUUUCACCUCCUGGUGGUUUCUUUUUCUUCUACAAUCCGAUGAUCGGCCGGAGCCUGUGAGAUGCAGCCUCUACCUGGCAGAUGCGUGGCACCACACAGCUGCAACCUACAGUGUGUCUCCUGUCCACCUGCUGCUGAUCUGCUGGGGUCGGCUGUGGAGGGCUGAGACUGCUACAUCUGCAGAUCUCAUCAGCAUCAGCAUCAACAUCAUCUGCCACUCCAAACAGACGCCAGAGGACGGAGGCUGCUUUUUGGCUCAUCCGAACAGCAGCAGUUGAAAACUACCUGUAGAUGACGACUCCAGCAGAGCUGCUCGCCUGAGAGCAGCAUGAGCUUAUUGAGGAACUAACCAACUCACUGCUGAUUCAAGUUUCUUCUCCUGUUCGGGGCUGAUGGAAAGGUUCCAGUGUGUCAGUUGACUAAAGGGGACGCAGUGGUGUUCUAGCCUGGGACGCAGCCAGCAGCUGAGGUGCAGACACCACGCAGGAGAUGGCCCGUCCGGGAUCAGGGCUGCUGGUGCCCGUCAACGGGCUGGGGUACCCACCUCAGAACCUGGCCAGGGUGGUGGUCUGGGAGUGGUUGAACGAACACGGGCGCUGCAGGCCCUACAGUGCAGCGGUUUGCCACCACAUUGAGAACGUGCUGAAGGGGGACGCCCGGGGGACUGUCGUGCUGGGCCAGGUGGAUGCCCAGCUCUCUCCUUACGUCAUCGACCUGCAGUCCAUGCACCAGUUUCGACAAGACACAGGCACCAUGAGACCAGUGCAGAGAAACUUCUACGAGCCCUCGUCGGCCCCGGGUAAAGGCGUGGUGUGGGAGUGGGAGAACGACAGCGGCUCGUGGACGCCCUACGACAUGGAGAUCUGUGUGACCAUCCAGAACGCCUACGAGAAGCAGCACCCCUGGCUGGACCUGACCUCUCUGGGCUUCUGCUACCUCAUCGACUUCAACAGCAUGUCUCAGACCAACAGGCAGAGCCAGCGCAAGCGGCGCCUGCGGAGACGCAUGGACCUGGCCUACCCGCUCAUCAUGGGCUCCAUCCCCAAGUCGCAGUCCUGGCCUGUAGGCGCCAGCUCUGGACAGCCCUGCUCCUGCCAGCAGUGCAUCCUGGUCAACAGUACGAGAGCCGCCUCCAACGCUAUUCUGGCCUCUCAGCGGCGUAAGCUCUACGGAGGGACGGCGGGCAACACGGGCGCCACUGGAGCCCACAGUGUAGUGCGGCAGAGCAAUACUUUCGCCGGGACCUCCCUCUGGUCUCCGACAUCCGCCUCCUCCGGCACCAACAAUAAUAACAUAAGUGUGGGAGGUGGGCAAGCCAAAGCUGAACAGGUGCAGUUGCCACUGUACGCUGCCAACUUCCCCUGUUCCCCUGUGAUGCCGUCUCUUUCAUCCGCCCACGGCCACCACGCUCUCACCAUCAACGGACAGAACAACCUGAACCGGCCUGGCACCCAGCGCAUUUCCAUGGGCACCGCCAGAGGAGCCAUCCCACCAGGUGUUCCUGCCCUCCCAGUAAAGAACCUGACUGGAUCUGGACCAUUACACCCAGCACUAGCAGGUAUGACAGGUAUCCUGAUGUGCGCUGCAGGUCUGCCUGUUUGCCUGACGCGGGCUCCCAAGCCUAUACUGCACCCACCGCCCAUUACCAAGAGCGACAUGAAGCCUGUGCAGGGGAUCAACGGCAUGCGCCGCAAAACCAAGAAGAAGCACCUGAGAAGAGGGAAAAACCCAGAGGAUGUCGUGCGAAGAUACACAGAGAGGAUUAAAGUGGUGCCAGACGAGGAUUGUACCAUCUGCAUGGAGAGGCUGGUCAUGUCGUCGGGCUAUGAAGGCGUCCUGCAGCACAAAGGCAUCAAGCCAGAGCUGGUAGGCAAACUUGGCAAGUGUGGGCACAUGUACCAUCUGCUGUGCCUGGUGGCCAUGUACAACAAUGGCAAUAAGGAUGGCAGUCUUCAGUGCCCAACAUGCAAAACAAUCUAUGGGGAGAAAACGGGCACGCAGCCUCCUGGGAAGAUGGAGUACCACGUCAUCCCCCACUGCCUGCCCGGCUACCCCGACUCCAGAAGCAUCCGCAUCGUCUACGACAUUCCUGCCGGGAUCCAGACCAAUGAGCACCCCAGCCCAGGGAAGAAGUUUAGUGCGAGAGGGUUCCCUCGACACUGCUACCUCCCUGACAACGAGAAAGGCAGGAAGGUCCUGAAGCUGCUUAUCAUGGCCUGGGACCGACGCCUCAUCUUCACCAUUGGCACGUCCAGCACCACGGGCGAGUCGGACACAGUGGUGUGGAACGAGAUUCACCACAAGACAGAAUUCGGCUCCAACCUGACGGGCCACGGCUACCCCGACCCCAACUAUCUGGACAACGUCCUGACGGAGCUGUCGGCCCAGGGGGUCGGCGAAGACAACCUGAAGGACUGACGGCCGGCUCAGCUGAUGCACAAGAACACAGCCCACCCAUCUCCCACGGACCAGGGACAGUGUAUGAUGGGCCAACAUGCAGCCGACAACUCUUUACCCCCCCGCAAACAAAAAUACCCUGCAGAAGUGGCAGCCCGAGAGCAACGGAGGCAGAAUACAUGACAUGGUUAUGAUCAAUGUUAAGAUUUCCCCUGUGGAUUUGUGCCAGAUUUUCUCAGAGGUUAUUAGAGAUAUGGUGAAUUUUCUGUUUUCUCUGAUGUCGGCUGCAGGUAAAUGAUAUUUAAGCCCCUUUAGAUUCAGACUAAAGCUGUUUCUCUGCACUUGGAGUAAAUGCAGAUGGGCCUACAACUAUAUGAAGGCAUAUGUGUAAAUGCUGAACUCCAGAAUGCAUGGCCCGGACUAACACUGCAAACUGAAUGUGCGAGUAUACGUUAGGGGGAGGUCGUCACAGGAUCAGCUGUUGCUUGAUAUUGUGACGACACAUUUAAGAGACUUUCAGCUAUUACAAAUGAAUCCAAACGAAUCGAUGAACUGCUCUUCUUUUUACUUAUUACUCUAAUAAUCAAUUAUUGACCUGCAGUGGUUUUGUGAUUUGAAGGAGAGGAUCUCUCGACUCUGGUGAUGUCAUUGAAGGUGCACUUAGCUUCCUGUAUCUGACCUUUUCGAGCUCCGACACCACAGAUCAGUUGCUCUGUGAAACGGAUGUAUUGCAUGAAGUGGAUUCCAGAGAGCUAUGAAAUAUUGGUGUUAGGUUAUAAAUGUAUGUCGUGUGGUUAACCUUGUGGACGGUCUUCAAGAGGAGACGUGACACGGAGGAAAACGAGCGUCUUACCGGUCGGCUUGAUGCUUGUGACGAGCUGUUGUUGAUGCUGAGGUUGGGUUACAAAAACCCAACGGUUUUCCUUUGGAGGUCCAUCUUGGGCAGCGGCCCUGCUCUCCUGCAAAUCUACUCUCUUGUGGGCUUGUUUGCUGCCUGGUGAGUGGGCUGGGCUCUGCUGCUUGUACAGCGAGCGGUGAAACAUCUCAUUCCCUGCAUGAGCUCACUCUAGAGUAGUUUGGGUCAUUCCUGAUGUACGGCCUUGCCUCAUCUCUCCCUUCUCCUAACAGCGGAGCACGUCAUUUGAGGAACCAUGCAAACAUUGUGUCCAGUAAGUAAUUCCUUGCUGGAAACAAAUUAUUCCCCCUCUGAUUUUUUUUUUCUUUUGCCCGUGAGCUAGAAGACUUUUUGAAGGUCCUCGUGGAGAUCUUGUGAUGUUUCUGUACUCCGAGAUAAAAGAUAAGCCAGCGCUGCAUAAUUCUCCAUAAAUAUAUCUGAUCAAUUUUAAUGAGCAGGGAGUGUUUAUGUAAGGUUUAUCGCGUGGACACCCAGCUGUGGGCUUUAUUUUGGAGUGAAUCAUAGUCUUCCAUAGCACUUUGAUGCAACAGUUUUGUUUAAUCCGUGGUUUGACUUUUAGGAAAAAUGUCUUGAAUUGCAACGAAAUCUUGUCUUUUUUUAAGUUGAUGUUUAUAAACUGGCUUGCAAUGCUUUGAAAAAUAUAUAUGAUUACUUUUGCAGAUGUGAUAUACCUUUAAAUUCAAGCUCAUUUUGAGUCUAUGGUGUAAGUUUAAUUUAUUUUUAUACUCUUCUAUAUUGAACAUACUGGCCCAGUUAUCUAUACACAGGCACAUAACAUGAAUACAUCAAAUCUGGCAAAGAUUUGUCAGGAUGUCAGGGACUGUUGUAAUAUGUAUGACAUGUUAUAGACGUCUUAUAUUACAAGUAGUCUUAGCGUAUGCUGCUGUCGUUACCUUAAUGUAAAAUCUGUGUAGUUGGUCCCCUGUGGAAUUCCAAUAAAUACAGUAAAUGUGUCUUUUAUUAUUGGUAGGGGAGCUUUAGCAGCAUGAGGAUGUCCCCCCUCCCCACAAAUAGGCCUUUUUUUUCCUUUCUCCUUGUCCAAAACAUGUGAUUGGAUUCUGUCCUUGUGGUCUUUGUUGAGUCUGAAGACGAAAACAACCUGCUUUAAAUGCCAGCUGCAAAUAUUCCGAGUUUGUUUAAGCAAACUGAAGCAAAAGAUUGAUGCGAUUCAGCUCAGACAGUCAGCAACAAGGGAAAUUAAUUAACACAGUAUGAUUUGAAAUGUUACAACUAUUCAAGUGUGUGUGUGUGGACCUCUUUAUGACCAAACCCCUUCUAGUUAUUACUCAUGUCGUUGGAGCCUAAAUCUCUUUACACAGUCACAUUGUGGGGACAUGUCGUCCUUGCGGGGACAAAAAGCAAGACCCACAACGUCAAUCAUUACAUUUUAAGGUGAAGACAUGGUUUAAAGUUAACUUAAUGUAAGGUUUAGGUUGAGGUUAGAGUAAAGGUUGGGUGAGGCAAGUAGAAACUGGCUGUCUUAAUAGGCAACUUUUUAUUUUGGUUUCAAGGCCCAACUGAUCAAUAUGUGUGCAGUGUUGUGCUCACAGUGUGUUUUCACUGCCCCCAAGUGGCUAGUUAUAAUUAUUCAAUUUUAAUAAUACAUUUUAUUAUUUCAAUUUAAAAAUAGCAUUUUCAGAGGCUUUUUAUUUUUUAUCUCAAAUUCCAAAUUCCUGGUCUCUAGAGAAGCUGAGAAAACUAUAGGAAAUUUUGUUAGUGUUAUUUUUACCCAGCUGUGAUUGUUUGCCCUGUUCCAUUUCACUGUUUGUUUUUUUGGCACCCUUUUUCAAAAUGGGACAGCGUGACUGAAUACUUCAAAUCUAUCAGGGAACUUUUUUCCAUGUUGACUGAAGUUUCAUUAAUUAAGAGAAAUCCAAACUUUUGCUUCUUUGACUUCUUUCCUUUCCACGAGUCGGUCCCUGCAGUGAGAGCGAUGCAGGCCCUUUAGACUCUUCAGGUGUGUACAGAUGAAUAAAACAUGGUUCGGUAUUUGUCUGAUUAAGGAAGAGAGAGAUGGUGUUUAUGCAAUUUACUAUUUUUGAGAUGUAAAACAUGAUUUAUGUGUAGCAAGGAGGCUGAUUUGUGGUUGAAACGACAGUUUCCUUUACAGGGCUGCCUGUACCUUCUGCUUUAUAGAGUCAGAGGAUGUUUCACAUGCUACAUAUUAGAAAAAUAUUUUUGAUGUCUUUAUUUGAAUGAUGAUUGUCUCUAAAAGAACUAUUACAUGACAUUGCUGUAUUUCUCUUAUUAAGACUCAUUCCAUGAUAUUGUUGCUUUUGAUCAGAUGCGGGAUAAAGGAUAAAACCACUCCCAACACAGGAAGGAUAUGAACAGUAGUACUCUCUCAUACUAUCCACUGUAAACUGUACUUCUUUCUCUAAAUUAUACCUUAACAUUUUUGUGCGGAUAUGCUGUGCAUUUGUAUCCUUCUGCCUGGGUGACUGUGUGUGAAUGCAUAGGUUCAUGUCCUUUAAAGGCACAGUGAUGUUCUCCUCGAGGUGCAUGUUAACCAAACUGCGUGUAAGUGUAUUUCCAAUGCAUCGCUGUUUGUGUAUGAAGACAUCAUAGCUUCUUUAGAAACGUCCUCAAGGCUCUCCUGGUGAUUUAGCACUGUGGUUAUGCAUCUGACUCGUUUAUUUUCCUCGAUCAGAUUUGAUUUAUUCAGGACGGGGACGAGGCAGCGCUUGGCCGCUCUCCUCACACUUUUCGACGACUUGUAAAACAUCUGAAUGUUUUGCAUUUUAAGUGCCCCUUUUAAACUGACAUUGUCAAAUCAUGAUGUUUUUUAUGUGGUUUGAUUUUACUCUUCAGCGGUGUCAACAUGUGGCUGUUGAGAAUGGGUCACACAGAGAAACUGAGAUCUAAAAGUAAGAUAUAGAGAGACAUUUAUGAAACUAUAAAGGGCUUCUUAAUCUAUCAGUCUUUAAUGAAAUUGUGAUGACCUUGUUGCAUGUCUGUGUGUUUCUUGUGGAAAAAUAAAAGUGCCCUUCAAAGGGGUAGUUUGUUUGA
Messenger RNA from Platichthys flesus (European flounder), 6617 nucleotides. RefSeq names its product deltex 1, E3 ubiquitin ligase (gene dtx1). Gene Ontology annotation, biological process: protein ubiquitination; Notch signaling pathway. The transcript is spliced from 10 exons. The coding region runs from base 785 to 2713 and encodes 642 amino acids. NCBI's taxonomy places the organism in Eukaryota, Metazoa, Chordata, Actinopteri, Pleuronectiformes, Pleuronectidae. Gene Ontology annotation, cellular component: nucleoplasm. Gene Ontology annotation, molecular function: zinc ion binding; ubiquitin protein ligase activity. The record is from RefSeq and is a predicted model, not a curated record.